Podospora bellae-mahoneyi is the source of this 842-nucleotide messenger RNA. RefSeq lists its product as uncharacterized. The transcript is spliced from 2 exons. NCBI's taxonomy places the organism in Eukaryota, Fungi, Ascomycota, Sordariomycetes, Sordariales, Podosporaceae. The record is from RefSeq and is a predicted model, not a curated record. Bases 1 to 342 code for a protein of 113 amino acids.
AUGCCCUCCGUCAAAAACCCCAACAAGCCCUCCAAGAACAGGCUCGCCGCCAAGGCCGCCAAAGCCCGGAAAGAGGCGCAAAAGUCCUCCGCCGCUGGCCGCCUGUCCAAAAUCGAGAAGACCGACGCAAACAGAUUUGGCGCCCGCCCGGGGUUGAUGCCUACGAGCGGCCCGAGAAAGCCGGUGAGCGCCAAGAAGCAGAGGAAGUUGGAGAAGAAGAUGGGGUAUGCGCUUAAGAGGAAGAUGGAGAGGGAGGGGGAGGUGGAGAUGAAGGAUGCGGUUGUGGUUGAGAAAAAGGCUGAGGGUGGUGAGAAGGAGGAGGUUGAGAUGGAUAUCUCAUGAGUGGCUGAAACGGGACGGUUGGGGGACGAAACAUUGAUGAUACCCUUUGGUGGAAUUUACCGCUGAGCGACAAAAUCAUGGACCAUUGACUGUGGUUGAUGGGAUAUGUCUUGGGACGCCAACUUAAGAGAGCUGCAUCGGGCCUUGGAAUUCCGGUAUGGGGAACUUGGUGGGAGAUCUGGACCAUGCCCGCUUUCCCAGGGACACGCUCACACGGGGAACCAGGUGAGAAAUGUCUUUCACAUUGUUGGACUGGAAUGGUCCUGGAAGACCUGUUCUGGCACUACUAAACAGUGCGUUGGUCAUGUUUGCGGGUUUCACAAAUGAUUAGAUACCAACAGUGAAGCAACGCGUCAUGGUGGUCUAAAAAGAGAAUCUUGAUCGAGAUCUUCGUCAUUCGCAGAUCAAAGUACUCAACAUGGAUUCCAAGACUUGCCGUUUGUUCAAUCCACCUCAGACAAUCGUUAGGUCCUCCUUUUCUGUGAACCAUCAGGCAGGCC